Cokeromyces recurvatus is the source of this 2495-nucleotide messenger RNA. RefSeq lists its product as uncharacterized. Bases 27 to 2021 code for a protein of 664 amino acids. The record is from RefSeq and is a predicted model, not a curated record. Lineage: Eukaryota; Fungi; Mucoromycota; Mucoromycetes; Mucorales; Mucoraceae. The transcript has 10 exons. Gene Ontology annotation, molecular function: flavin adenine dinucleotide binding; electron-transferring-flavoprotein dehydrogenase activity. Gene Ontology annotation, cellular component: cytoplasm.
UUUUUUUUUUAACAUAAAUCUUAGUCAUGAAAAAUAUAAAUGAAAAUUCAAAGACGAUUACAGCUAAAUCGAGUUAUUAUUUGUCAUUAAAUGCUUCAUUUGAAGGCGAAGAAUUUAAACGUUUAAACGAAAUACUUUCUUCCUCUGAACAAUUAGCUUUCUUUCAAACUUAUUUACAAAAUAUCCGUGCUCAUGAAAAUUUACUAUUUAUUGAAGCACUUUCUGAAUUAAGACAUGAAAAGAAUUUAAGUCAAAUUGAAACUAUUGUGAAUAGAAUUUGGAACGCAUUCUUAAUAGCAGGUGCUCCAUUUGAACUCAAAGUUAAAAAUAAGGAAUCUGUAGGUGAUUGCAUUCAAGCUCAUAAAUGGGGAAUUAUGACAAAUAAAGAAGCACUUUACAUAUUUAAAGAUGUUGAAAUGGAAGUUAAAAUGUUUCUAAAUGAGAAAAUCGUAGAAUUUGAUAAAAUUUAUAAUUCAGAAAAACUAACGACGUUUCCCUCUUCCAAUUAUAAUAAUAAAUAUCAAAAGAAGGUGGUUGUCAUUGGAGGUGGAUUUACGGGUUUCACUGUUGCUUCAACUUUAGAUCCAAUGCCACGGUUUCAUGUUACUUUGAUUGAUGCAAAAGAUUCAUUUGAAUAUACUCCUGGAAUGGUUAAGCUUUUAGUUAGACCGGAGGAAACAUCUUCUUUAAGAGUAAGACAUAAUGCAUAUAUUAAAAAUGGUCGAGUGGUGAUUGGUUACGCCGAAAAAAUUGUGAAUGAUGCAAAGGCAGUUAAAGUAAACAAUGAAUAUAUUCCAUUUGACUAUUUGGUAAUUGCUACUGGAAGUUCUUAUACAUCAAAAUUAAAAUCCUUUGAUACUUCUUCACUUUAUCGAUUAUCUGAACUUAGUUUAGAACAUAACGAAUUGAAAAAGGCUAAAACAGUACUAAUUAUAGGUGGAGGACUAGUAGGCUGUGAAUUAGCUAGUGAAAUUGGUUCUCAUACUUAUUUACCUCCAUAUGAUGAAAAGAAACAGAUAACGUUAAUUGAGUCAUGUGAUUCUCUUGUACGACGAACUCAUGCUAAACAACAAGCAAGGGCCUUCAAUUAUCUAUCAGGUUUAGGAGUACAAAUUAUUUUGAAUGAAAAGAUAGUUGAUUUUGAUUCGGGAGGGACAAAUUCAUUUUUAGGAUCCAGUGGUACCUGCUAUUCUGGCUAUGAUAAAGUCUUUUUUGCUACUGGUACAACUCCUUGUAGUGAUUUAUUGCAAGGGGACGGCGAUGUUGGAUUUGAAUCUUGUAUUGACCAUUGGGGUCGAAUCCGGGUUAAACCUACUUUACAACUGGAUCAUUGGAAAUACAAACAUAUCUUUGUUGGUGGUGAUGUGACUAAUAUAGUAGAAGAAAAGACAGCUUAUUCUGCCACCUUGGCUGGUGUCUGUAUUGCAAGAAAUAUUUGUAGAAUAGAAAAAGGGAAAUCUCCUAUAAUACAAGGUUCAAAGGGCACAUUACCAGCUCCUUCAAAACCCAUUCAUGGAAUUCAUUCACAAGGUGGGAUAGGAAAGGCUCAAUUGAAUCCUUUGAAAAAGUUUUUUGCAUUCUUAAGUCCAACUUGGGCUGCGUUAAAAGGCUUUGACGAAAUAGAGUUUAUAAACAUUGUACAAGGUGAAUCCAGCUUUAUGAGUAAAGGAAUUGGAAGGAAGCCUAAAGUAUUAGGUUUACCCAACACACUCUAUAAACGAAAUUCAUCUAUAGACGCAAUUUAUCCAGAAAAUCAUUCUAAUUCAAAUGUAUCAUAUAAGAAGAGAGUAGCCUCACUGUCUCCUUCAGAAAGUAUCAAACGUGCUUCACUUAUAAAUGGACAUGAUUUAUUAUUGCAAGUCUAUUCAACUAAUCUAUCUGGAAGUGAUGUACUAUAUAACGAAGUAACAGAAAACGAUGAAGAGAACAAACGUUAUCACAUAUUACGUAAUCCAUCCCUUUCUGAUCAUAAGGGAAAUGCUAAAGCAUACCGUAGUUCAUCAGUUGAAUUAUCGUACUAGUUUAAUUUAACCUUCUUUUUCUAUAGAUAAAGAAACAAAGAAUGCAUGAUAGAAUCCAUUUUACAACCUACAUUAGAUUCCCGAUACAUAUAUUAUAUACAUACAUACAUACAUACAUACAUACAUACCAUCAGCACAUGAUGAUAUACUCAUAUAUUUUAAUGCUUAUUCUUUAUACAUAUACACAUAUUUAUAUACAUAGCAAACGGGAUUGUCUCCGUACAAUCCGAAACAUGUAUACUAACUAACUAUACACAAAAAAAGCCUCCAUCCUCUCUCUUCCUUCCCUCCCCUCCUCUAGAUUGUAUUGACCAUCCUCAUUUUAUAUAAUGCGUUUAUUCUUACGUCAUAUCGUGAAUAAUUAUAUGAUAAUAGCUGCUAGCUUUCAGAAAGUAUUUCUAUGACGUUCUUUUACUAAAUGAUAUGUAAUUUAUUCUACUUUUAAAAGAAGUCAUUGAGUUAACUUGUCUAUCG